GCCGGCAAACGCGCACGCACGGCAAGCCUCGACACGUCGGCCCGGUUCUACUGCUCCUUUGUUCGCUGCGAAGGCCCCUUGAGAUUGCUGCCAUCGCUGCCGUCGCAACGCGCAAGAUAGAGCUGCCAAGCCUUGUCGGCGGACGCGCAAGCUAACAGAUUGAGCUGCCAAGUCUGUCGGCGGACGCGCAAGCUAACUAAAAUGGCCGAAUGGAACCAAACAAGGGACCCCGAAACAAGAGAAAUCAUAACCUGCCGCGGCACGAUACGUCUAGCCGCCGCGACGGCCGCCAGCACGCCCUUUCGCGACUGGGCCCCGCCGCCGCCGCCCGAGACCAAUAACCCGCAGCGGCCGAAGAUCCUCGUGGUAGGGUUGGGCCCGGCGGGCUGCGCUUGUGCUGCACAAUUGCGGAAAGCAUUCGGAGCGCGUGUUGAGCUACGAUGCGCCGAGGCCGGUAGAAGUAUAGGAGAAAAGAGUUUUAUCAGAAGAUUGGGCGGUCCUAACGAUGAGGUCGGGGACGCCGAUAUUGGUGCUCAGUGUCUGUCGGUGGACGGUGCGGACCCGGCUUCCGCAAAUGUCUUGAUGGACAUUUUACAGCACGUCCCUGGCGUAGAACACGUCGACGACGGCUUGAGGUCCUACGGUAAACUCGCAAGGACCUCAGAACGGCCGGGCGGCUGGAACGCGGCGACGGGCCAGUGGGAGCACUUUCGUAUUGCGGGAGGUAACGUAAAUUUACUGCGGCAUUUGUUGGACGAGGCGCGACCAGAUAGGUUUUCAUUUGGAAGGCCAGUACUGCUCGCCGCGGCGUCAGAGGAGAGUGUUUAUGAUAUUGACGAUCUGUCGUGCAAGUACGAUGCGGUCAUUGUGGCAUGUGGUGCUGAGGCCUCUAGACGGUGCGCGAUCAACCUCGACCGGGAGGGGCGCGUCGCGGCGGCGGCCAAGGCCGUCGGGUUUCGGGAGGUCAGCGUGCGGGCCUACGCCUCUGAUAAUGCUUCAAAUGAGUCGGACGCGGAUGGCGUCACGGUAUCUACUGGUAACGUCGCCGUCGCGCGGUGCGGGGUCUUCGUGGACGGUGACGUCGUCGCCCGGCGCGGGGGUGGCGGUGCAAAGCUCUACGAGGCUGUUUUAACGCCGACGGCGCCGCCCGCCGCGGGCGCGAAAAUUGGAGAGGCGCCUUUUGUUAUUUGCUCGGAGCGGCCGCUGGUGGUCGUGUGCGGCGACUGGUGCGCGGGCGGCGGGACGGUCGAUCGGGCGCUGGCGUCGGGGGCGGCCGCCGCGAAUUGGGUGGCGGGGCGGCUCGAAAUUCCCCCGGAGCCGCCCGCGUCUCCACCUUCUCCGGAGACGGUAAGUUGAUAGUUAUGUUA
Pelagomonas calceolata is the source of this 1367-nucleotide messenger RNA. Lineage: Eukaryota; Pelagophyceae; Pelagomonadales; Pelagomonadaceae. The record is from the annotation of a GenBank genome assembly.